Messenger RNA from Aspergillus mulundensis, 2067 nucleotides. RefSeq lists its product as uncharacterized. Gene Ontology annotation, molecular function: catalytic activity. Bases 1 to 2067 code for a protein of 688 amino acids. Gene Ontology annotation, biological process: nucleoside metabolic process. The transcript is spliced from 2 exons. The record is from RefSeq and is a predicted model, not a curated record. NCBI's taxonomy places the organism in Eukaryota, Fungi, Ascomycota, Eurotiomycetes, Eurotiales, Aspergillaceae.
AUGACCACCCGCGAUGCAUAUCGGAUCGGCUGGAUCUGCGCCCUGCCUGUGGAGAUGGCGGCCGCCCAGGCCAUGCUGGACCAGUUCCACCCCGCGCUGCCUAAUCGGAAGAACGACCGAAACAAGUACGUGCUGGGGACCACCGUCCUCCAGAUGCGCUACAGCUACGAGUCGCUCGAGGUGUGCUUCAUGGUCGGCAUUGGAGGCGGCGUCCCUGAUGAGCACGAUAUCCGCUUGGGGGACAUCGUCGUUAGUGAGCCUACAAUCCGAUACGGGGGCGUGAUGCAAUAUGACCGAGGGAAGGCUGUUGACGGAGGCCGAACGACUCCAACGGGGGUCCUGGAUAAGCCGCCGGAGGUCGUUCUGAGAGCACUCUUGGGAUUGAAGGCCGAACACAUGCUCCGGGGAAACAACGUCCAUCUCUACUAUGACGAAGCCAUGCGGAAAUUCCCGCAUCUCCGCGCCCUUGCCCAACAUCCUGGUCGGGACGCUGACCAUCUCUUCGUCGCCGAGUACGGCCAUGUCCUUUCGGAACCGAGCUGUCAUAAAUGCGACCUAUCGAUGUUACAACUGCGGCAGCCCCGGCCAGACGACCAGCCGAGGAUCUUUUAUGGCUUGAUCGCGUCUGGGAACAAGGUCAUAAAGGACGCCAAGGUCAGAGACCAACUGGCGAAGCAGUACGGCAUCCUAUGCUUUGAAACCGAAGCUGCCGGAAUCAUGGAUAUCUUUCCUUGUCUGGUUAUUCGUGGAGUCUGCGACUAUGCAGACUCUCACAAGCACAAGCGCUGGCAGGGGUAUGCGGCCGUCGUGGCUGCCGCAUAUACCAAAGAGUUACUGCUCUACCUCCCCUCUCACGAGAUGGUCGACACGAUGAAAAUGUUCGAGGAGCUAACUGCUGACCCCCAGCUGAUGAAAGCUGAUACGCCAACAGUGGCGGAUCCAAGCCCUUGCCCGUCAUCUGUUCCCACCCAGUCCCCUCUCCCAGCUGGCCGGGAUACUGGUUGCCAACCUGCACCGAGCCCUGUCCAUCCAAGUCUAGGUCAUGCACGUCCAAAUCCAUUAGACAGCAACUCAAAUACGCCGCCAAUGGCCCAUUCGAAUAAGCUUACCGCGCACUCCGUAUGCGAUACGAAGGAUAGUUCCAGCUCUAAUCCUCUUUCAAAGACGGCAUUGGAGGCCAUUCCGGCACCCACCGCGACGAAAUUAAUUCCAGUGCACGGGGACGCCACAAACGGAAAUGAUAACCAAAGUAGCCCUGCCCAAGAACACAAGGCUGACACGACGGGGAUUGAAAUUCCACCACCUAUAAGUAGUCUGAGGCGUAUACCGUCCGACCUAGCGUCCCAAUUAAACUCACAAGCAAUCUUCAGAACCAACUUAGCUCUGUCACGGCAUCAAAAGCAAUGGCAUCCCUGGCCCGGUGGUUGCAUCAGUUUCUUCCACACCUUGAGUGAUUGGCUUUCGACGACCGCUUGCAAGGGUCUGAUAGUAGACGUUCAACCGAGCAGAGGAAGCAUUAUCCCCAGCCAUGCCCGAGGGGUAGGAUUCGCCGCCGAACUAAUAGAGUUUCUCCUGCAAUGGAAGGAAGCACAUAAAGAGCACCCCGAGUCCGACUACCAAGUACUCUGGUCGCUCCCUUCAGCAAACGCGGCAUCGAAUGACCCGGUUCAAAUCCUCAAAGCCCUCGCCUCCGAUGCCAUUCAUUUAUAUCCCGACGUUCUCUCAUCAGACGAGAUCUCCAAUACAAGCCACAGCAAAGAACAUGAACUAUGGCUGCUUCUCGAAACAAUACUUCCCCGCUUAAACCGCGCCUUCUUAAUAUUCCAAUCAUACCGCGCGGACUUGACAGAGAAGAUGAUGCAAUGCGCGAAUUCUAUUCUCCGCACUUCAGAUCGCCCUUCCAAAAUCAUGAUUGUCGUUUCUGACAAGCGCCUUGUGGACCGCACGUCUUACUUUGGUCAACGCUGGGAAAUCGCGAGUAUACCGGCGGAGCCGCCAAUAGCGGCACGUCUCCGAAGCCGGCCAGUGGCCCAUAUAGACUGGCACGUUCUAUCUCCGACCUUCUAG